AUGACACAGGUAGCUGAUGAUCAUGAUUUGGGACGAGAUCAAGUCUUGAACAGCGGAGAGCAAAAUGGGUACGCGGUCGAUACCGCUAUAAUUCCAAGAUUACUACCUAUAAGUGAAACUAUGGAUGCUACACCUAACUCUACCCCAUCCAAGAAGAGGAAAAAAUUGUUAUCAAGCCCAAUGAAGAAAAUUAGGCUAUUGACUAGAAAAACCCUGUUAGAAAGCAAUAAAACCGAUGCGAAAAGUCAGUUAAGUGAAAUUGAAUCACCUUUCAAAGAGUUUCAAAACUAUAUGCUACGCCACUUGUACCAAACGUUACCAAGUCCUGAAGUAACAGUGUACCCGUAUUUGAGAGACACGCAACAGGAAAUUGAUAGAAUCUUGAAACAAUCUAUAAUUCAAAAGGAAUCACAUUCUGCAAUUUUGGUAGGCCCUAGAAAUAGUUAUAAGACGUUCCUUUUAAAUCAUGAGUUAAAUUUAUUAUCGAAGAAAUAUAACCGGCAGUUUAUUACUAUAAGACUGAAUGGGUUUGUUCACUCUGAAACUACUGCCAUUAACAGUAUUGCAACUCAACUGGAAGAAGAAUUGACAAGAUUGCAUCAUAAUAAUAGUACCAGCUCAGCAGAGGAAAGUAUCAGUAGUGGUUCCAAUACUGAAGUUUUUGAAAAGGUUCUUCGAUUAUUAGAUUCAACAAGUGUCAUUUCUAAAGAAGGCAAUGAUAGCAGGACAACUGGCGGCAAAAAUAUUACUAAGAUAACGGUUAUCUUCAUAUUUGAUGAGAUCGAUACAUUUGCCGGACCGGUAAGGCAGACAUUAUUGUACAACUUAUUUGAUAUGGUAGAACAUGCAAGGGUACCAGUUUGUAUCUUUGGAUGUACAACAAAACUGAACAUCCUUGAAUAUUUGGAAAAAAGAGUGAGAAGUAGAUUUUCCCAACGUGUGAUCUAUAUGCCUCAAGUUCAAGGGCUAGAUAACUUCAUUGAGAAUGUUUCUUCAAUGCUUACUUUGCCUGCUAAGAAAAAUAAAGAGAGCAAUUGGUUGACAGAAUGGAACACUUGUGUUGAGAAAUUAUUAUCAAAUGAAAACUGUCCUCUUUAUAAAGCUUUAAAGACCAAUUAUGAAACAUUCAAUUCUCUAACUUACUUCAAGAAUGGAUUUGUUACAUUAGUACGGGAAGCCAACAAUUUUGAGUCCCUGCUAGAGAAAUUGAACGACGCUACGCCUAUUACUUCAUAUAACAGUCAGUUAUUGAAUAAUAGUCUUACCUCUAUUAUAAGAUCAUUAUCAGAUCUAGAAUUGGCAAUCUUAAUAUCUUCAGCACGUGUAAUAAUGAAAACGAAAGACGAAACUACAAAUUUCAACCUCUCAUAUGCAGAAUAUCAACAAAUAGUCAAGGGAAUGAAUGCCAGAAUACCCACUAUUGUGCCCUCAUCUGAACAGACAUCGCCUUUCAGGCAACCAGCGUCCACUUCAGCAUCCCCUGUCAAGAACUUCGAUCAAACCAUAAAGCAAUGGAAGAAAUCUGAUGUGAAGAACAUAUGGGAGUCCUUAUUAAAUUUGAAUUUACUGAUUGAAAAAUCUGCUCUGGGAUUGAAAGAGACCUCUUUACAGGCAUAUUUCGCCAAUAAUAAUCAUCUACAGACCGCAAUCAUCCCCUUUGAUUUGAGGCCCUAUCAAUUAAGCGUAACCUUACAAGAACUAAGACGGGUCGUGCCUAGAUCCUCAAUUUACUACUCCUGGACUCAAUUGUAA
Naumovozyma castellii is the source of this 1752-nucleotide messenger RNA. It is a transcript of the gene ORC4, whose product is annotated as origin recognition complex subunit 4. Lineage: Eukaryota; Fungi; Ascomycota; Saccharomycetes; Saccharomycetales; Saccharomycetaceae. The transcript has a single exon. The record is from RefSeq and is a predicted model, not a curated record. The coding region runs from base 1 to 1752 and encodes 583 amino acids.